This is a messenger RNA of Rotaria socialis, 1761 nucleotides long. Lineage: Eukaryota; Metazoa; Rotifera; Eurotatoria; Philodinida; Philodinidae. The record is from the annotation of a GenBank genome assembly.
AUGGCUUCUUCUUCAAAUAAUAUUUUACAAAACUGUUUAAAUGAAACUUCAGUGGUUUCGGCCACAGUUUCAACAAAUAUGAUUAUUGAUUCACCAACUGUACCUAUUCAAAAUGAACUUUCGUCCAAUGUUACACUUGAUGGUUUCCAACAAGUAGAAAAUAAAAAGAAAAAGAAAAUCAAGCGCAAACUUGCGACAUCUGCAACUCAGAAAAAACGGACACGUUAUCAAACAAAUAUUAUUUCAAAACCUGUUGCAUCUUCACCUUUGCUUUCUAUGCCAGACCCUAUGGCUACUGAACCCGUUCUACAUAAGAUAGUUCAACAUGUGGGAGAUACUCAUCAUGUACAAGAUGUUCAACAAGUUCAAAAAGCUCAUGGAUUGCAAGAUAUUCAGCCAGUCUCAAAUGAUCCAGAAGUUCAAGGUGCUCUGCCUGCAUCUCAUCCGGAACAGAUCUCAAUCACUACUGAAUCUACUCGUUAUGCUCAAACACGUUAUCCUUUCCCCCCAUUUAUUAUUAGAUUCAAUUCUGGUAAAGUUACAUCAAACAAAAUUAAAGAAGGUUUAAUUGCUUAUUGUAACCAAAAAUAUCAAAUGGAAAUCAAUAUCUUAAAUUGUCGUUUAUCUAAUAGAAGUUCAAACAAUGAUUAUGAUUUUCUUGUUUUCUUAAAAGAUGCUUCUUCUUUUUCCUUUCUAUUGGAUCAAAACCAUUGGCCUAGUACCUUUAGUAAUGAAGAUUAUACAUUUCCAUAUUCUCCUUCCAUUCCACCACAACUAUCUUUAUUAAUCAAAAAUGUAGAUCUUCGCUUGGAUUUCAACGAAUUUUGUCAAGAAAUUAAAACACGUUAUCCACAAAUCAAAAAUGUUAUUAGGUUAAAAAACAAAUUUAACAAUGAUAUUAAAUUAGUUAAACUUGAAUUAACCUCUUCUUCUGUUCGUGAAGAAUUAUUACUUAAAAGAAAAAUUACUGUUGACUAUAUAGUCUAUGAUAUCGACGAAUAUUUAGCACCUGCAAAUAUUUUAAUUUGUUCGAAAUGCAUGGGCUUAGGUCACUUCAUGAAACAAUGUACCCAGGUCAAGAGUACAUGCCGUACAUGUGGCGAUUGCGCUGAUGAUUUAAAAUUACAUGUUUGUUCUAAAAUUGAAAAAUGUAUUCAUUGUGGACAAAAUCAUAAGUCAAAUUCUCUUAAAUGUCAAGUAGUAAAAUCAUUUCGAUCUGAAUUAACACGUAAACUAUUAUCUUCCAUUAAUUGUUCAACUUCUUCCACUACUAACAACAUAAAUAACAUGAGCAAUUCAGGCUUCAAAUAUUUCAGUUCUGAGUUUCCAUCAAUGCCUACGCCUCAAUAUUUACCAACUAAUCAUAAUAAUACUAUGCUAACUAAAUUAGAUGAUUUACUGGGGAAAAUCACAGAAGUAAAUAAUCAUCUUUCUAAUCUUGAAUCCAAGUAUAAUAAAUUUGAACAAUUUAAGACUGAAAAACAAGAAAGUGAUUUAAUUGUUAAAGAAAAUUUAAACUUAUUUUCUAAACAAUCUAUUGAAUUUAAAAAAGAUUUGGUUCAUCAUAGUCUUUUAAUUGAACGACAUGAUAACUUAUUUAUAAAAUUAAUUAUUCCAAUGUUUGAAGAUUUAUUUGGUUUAAUUGCAUCACAAAAUCAGGACAAAAAAGGAAAUAUACUUGAUAUUGAUCUUAAACUUAAACUUGAACGUUAUCUUAUCCAAAUGAAGAAAGCAAAAGAAAGUAAAUAUUCUACCAACUGA